GUAACAAUUUAUGUAAUCACCGUUUCAACUUUGGACGACCUUGUUUAGUGUUGACAUUUUCAACAUUAAUUUAUCCCAUCAAAUACAUCAUGACAGCCCUGCAGCAGAAUCAAGUUUUAUCUAUCCAAAGUACAGUUGUAUCAGGUUAUGUUGGGAACAAGUGUGCAUCGUUUGCUUUACAGAUACAUGGUUUUGACGUCUGCCCAGUAAAUUCUGUCCAGUUAUCAAAUCACACAGGAUACAAAUGUUUCAAGGGUCAAGUAUUGAAUGCUGCAGAUAUAGAAUGCUUGUAUGAUGGUCUCAAACAGAAUAAUAUACAUGGACAGUUCUCACAUUUACUUACAGGUUAUAUAGGAUCAGAGUCAUUUUUGUUGAAAGUAGGGGAGAUAAUUCAAGAUAUCAGGGAUAGUAAUCCAGGAAUCACAUAUGUUUGUGAUCCUGUUAUGGGAGACAAUGGUAAACUGUAUGUACCAGAGGAGUUGAUGCCUGUAUACAGAGAUGUUAUAGUACCUAAAGCUGACAUUGUUACACCAAACCAGUUUGAAGCUGAGUUAUUAACAGGUAUAAAAAUUACUACAAUCAGCGAGGCAUUACAAGCUAUGCAGUGUUUACAUGACAUGGGUCCAAAAACAGUGGUGUUGAGCAGUACUAGUCUAGGCUCAAAUGGCAUUCUUGUGGCACUAGCCAGUUCAGUUAAAAAUGGGAACAAAGAGUGUUAUAAGAUUGAGAUGCCACAUAAAGAUGCUAUAUUUGUGGGUACUGGUGACCUAUUUGCUUCCUGUUUAAUGGUCUGGAUGCAUAAAGAUAAUGAUCUCAAGACUGCUUUAGAGAAAACAGUUUCAACCGUACAAACAGUAAUAACUAGGACAUUAGAUGCAGCACAGGAGGUUGCUGGAAAAGGGAACACGCCGACACCAGCUCAGAUGGAGUUACGUUUGAUUCAGUCUAAAUCAGACAUUGAAAACCCAAAAAUAAAUUUUACAGCGGAGAAAAUAUGAUGACAGAAAUAUUAUUAGAUAUAUUAUUAGUUGUUACUUUGACAGGUUAUAUUGUUUGUUAUAAAUAGCUGACAGCUUAUAUAACCAGAGCUGCCAGAUUAUAUAACAAACAAUUGUUUAUAUAUGGUCAUAUAACAUGUUAAAAGUCUUUACAAAGAAUUUGUAAUACUGCAUAUUUGCUCACUUUGGCUAAAAUUUAUUUAUACUAUAUGAUUUAACCUUACAAUACUAAAUAUCUUAAUUGAAUUGUCAGUCUUUCAAUUUGUACAAAACCAUUCAUCUAGUUUAAAGGGACUCCACUGAGAUUUUCUUAGGUGACUGGACCAGAAAUAAUUUUUCGAGAUUUAUGUUCUGUUUAAUGAAGGUAGAACAAUAAUUUUGU
Molecule: messenger RNA, 1380 nt
Organism: Ruditapes philippinarum (Manila clam)
Lineage: Eukaryota; Metazoa; Mollusca; Bivalvia; Venerida; Veneridae
Product: pyridoxal kinase-like
Exons: 10
Coding region: 90-998 (302 amino acids)
Biological process (GO): pyridoxal 5'-phosphate salvage
Cellular component (GO): cytosol
Molecular function (GO): pyridoxal kinase activity
Source: RefSeq, a predicted model, not a curated record